GCAAUACAUUUUAAACUAUCGAAUUAUGUCAGUAAAGAGCGAGCAACUGAAUAUUUUUCAUGAUUUGUGUAAAAUGAAAUUUGGAAUGUAUUAGCCGCAGCUGUAAGAGUAGCCGUCUCAGAAUCAGGUGAAGCUGGCCAGAGAGCUUAUUCAUAACCCAAAGUGUUCUGUGUAACGGCAUCGUUAGUAAGGUUGCUGCCAAAAAAUGACGCUCAUGCGUUUCUGCCUCCUGUUGCCAAAACUGCGAACUGUGAAGUGCACACGACUUUCGACCCUCAGGUUUUCACCAAACUUAACAACAGGCUGUCUUGCAUUCUUUAGCUCAGCAUGGCUAUCAACAACUACACAUCAGAAAGAGAAGAGAAACAUUAUUCUCAUGGGUCCACCAGGGGCAGGGAAAACCUCUGUGGGCCAAGUGGUGGCCUAUAGGCUGGGAAUGCCAAUCAUUGACAUAGAUGAUGAUGUACUGGAAAAGACAUGGGGGGUGACUGUAGCAGAUAAGCUAUCUGAAGUUGGUGGAGAACAGUUCAUUGAUGUGGAGGGUGAAGCAGUGUGCAAUUUUUCUGCAUCUGGUAGCGUCAUCUCUCUGACUGGUUCCAACCCACUGCACUCUGGCUCGAUGCAGCACCUGAAAAAGGGUGGACUUGUUGUGUAUCUGGAUGUGGACACCAAUGACAUCAUACAAAGGCUCUCCAGGAUGAAAGUGAAUAGGAUAGUUGGUCAGGAUGCUGGCAUUUCCAUGAGAGAGAUAUUGCUGUACAGGAAGCAGUUUUAUGAGAAGUGGUUUGACCUAAGGGUGCUUUGUGGCAGUGGGGAUACUGUAGAAGAGGUGGCAGAUAAGGUCCUCCAUGUUUUGGAUAGAUAUCAGAACUCAGAAUCAGAGACAUACAUCUCAACCAGGAGAAAGCCACUAAGUGAAAACACAUCAGCAAGCAACUCAAAGUAUUUUAGCGAUGUCGUUGUGGAAGGCUUGGCUCCAGAUGGAGGGCUUUACGUUCCUAAGAAUGGUUUUCCAAAAUUGGAACCACGUGAGUGGCUGAGAAUAGCAAGCAGGUCAUACCCUGCGAGGGCGUUAGCCAUACUGGAAAAAUGUAUACAUCCAAUGGAUGUGUCCCCCUCAGAACUUCGUACAAUGGUGCACCGUGCCUAUGGAGAGAACUUUGCUUGUGAUUCAAUAGCACCAGUUAAACAUCUAAUUCACAAUCAGUAUGUUCUUGAACUUUUUCAUGGUCCCACUGCCUCAUUUAAAGAUCUUGCCCUACAGUUAAUGCCACAGCUCUUUGCCCAUUGCUUGCCAAGGAUGUGUAACUAUCUAAUCCUGGUGGCCACAUCUGGUGACACUGGCAGUGCUGUGCUGAGUGGCUUUAGUCGUCUCAACGACUGCGACAGGCAGAGGAUUGGCGUGUUGGUGUUUUUCCCGGAGGACGGGGUGAGUGAGAUCCAGAAGUUGCAGAUGACUGGGUUCAGAGAGGGCAAUGUCAGGUCUGUCAGUGUUCUGUCUGAUUUUGAUUUCUGCCAGAGAACUAUUAAGAGGAUGUUUGCUGAUUCAAGCCUGACGGGUCACUUAGCAGUGGAAUAUGCCACUGUUUUAAGCACAGCCAAUUCAAUAAACUGGGCACGGCUGCUGCCACAAGUUGUCUACCAUUCAUCAGCAUACCUGGAUCUGGUUAGAGAUGGUGUUGUGACAUUUGGAGAUCCUGUUGAUGUGUGUAUUCCCACUGGGAACUUUGGUAAUGCUAUGUCGGCACUGUACGCGAAACAAAUGGGUAUUCCCAUAAGGAAAGUCAUCUGUGCAUCUAAUCACAACUGUGUCGUCGCUGACUUCAUCAACACAGGACAGUAUGAUCUGCGUGGCAGGAAACUCGUAGUUUCAAACUCUCCAGCUAUUGAUAUCCUUAAGUCCUCCAACCUUGAAAGGUUUAUCUAUCAUACUUCUGACGGUGAUAGUAACCUUGUCAGAGACCUUUUCUUAAGCCUAGAGAAGGACCAGUUCUUUAAAGUAUCGUUGGACUUACUUCAGAGGAUAAAUCAAGAUGUGUCGGCUGGAUGGUGCUCUGAGGAAGAUUGUUUGGCUGCCAUUCAGGGAGUGUAUGGGAGCACAGGCUAUUUAAUGGACACACACACAGCCGUGGCCAAAGUUAUAGCAGAUCGCCUACAGGACAAGACAUGCCCUGUGGUGGUAUGCUCUACUGCACACCAUGGAAAGUUUGCGCCAGCAGUUCUAAAGGCAUUGCAAUGUCAGAACAUCCCGUCAGAACCUUUGGAACAGCUGAAGCAGCUAGGCACAGUGGCGGAUAAAUCACAGACGCACGCAGACUUGUUUGAGUGUUUGAGAGAGAGAAGAAAACACAAACACACUGUUUGCCAAGCUGAUUUCAGUGUCUUGGCUGAAGAAGUAGAGACCAUGAUUCAGGACUCAUUUUUGAAAGUUUAUUAGUGGUCCAGUUUAUAAAAAUUACAAAGCAGUUUUACAGCAAAAUCUUUCAACAGCUACAGAAAAUAGGACCAGCUAUCCUGUAGAUAACCACUAGAUGGCAGUGUGCACCAUACUAUAAUAAGGACAUUUUCUGUCCUUGUACAGUUGGUGAGAGGAGCCACUAUGUUUGGAACCAUCCCAAAUAGACUGGUCGAUAUUUGACCAGUUCCAGGAGAAAUUAAGCAUGAAAUUGUACUUUGCUCUUCCUCUGUAAUUCCUUGAUAAUCCAAAAGUACUUAAUAAAUGCCCUUGUCCCCUUACUGCUAAUCUGAAAAAGCUGGCUAACUGAAACCAGUGUGGUUAUCACUGAGGAUUCUCAUUCCUCUAAUAUUAGUCAUAGUUUCUGUAUCUCAUUUUAUUCAAGGGUUCACUUUUAUCCACUCAUUGGCCAAUUCCUCGCCUGUCAAAACUUCACGGCUUGCUAAGCUUCCUGCUUAACCUCCAAGUAUCUUUUAUGGGAUAACUUCACAUGAAUUCAGAGUAAAAAUCUUCA
Chanos chanos (milkfish) is the source of this 2969-nucleotide messenger RNA. RefSeq names its product threonine synthase like 1 (gene thnsl1). Gene Ontology annotation, cellular component: cytoplasm. Bases 206 to 2437 code for a protein of 743 amino acids. The transcript is spliced from 2 exons. Gene Ontology annotation, biological process: amino acid metabolic process. Gene Ontology annotation, molecular function: pyridoxal phosphate binding. The record is from RefSeq and is a predicted model, not a curated record. Lineage: Eukaryota; Metazoa; Chordata; Actinopteri; Gonorynchiformes; Chanidae.